Coccinella septempunctata (seven-spotted ladybird) is the source of this 1337-nucleotide messenger RNA. RefSeq lists its product as uncharacterized. Bases 328 to 1041 code for a protein of 237 amino acids. The record is from RefSeq and is a predicted model, not a curated record. The transcript is spliced from 5 exons. Lineage: Eukaryota; Metazoa; Arthropoda; Insecta; Coleoptera; Coccinellidae.
GUGUCGAGGACUGACCCCAGAAUUCAAGAAUGGCUCAGUGUCAGUUUAACCGGUAUUGUAUGGUGUUAUAACGUUUCAUCUUCGUCUUUAUUGUCCCAUUAUUGACGGCAAAAGUCGAGCAAGACUUCCUGUGCGCACAUUUUACAGCCAAUAAGUAACCGUUACUGGUGGCAUCGUUUGAAUUUGAAAUUCCGUCAGUAAAUUUUCGUGGGACAGAGGCGCACACGUCGAAAAUUAUGCAAAAAAUGAAGGAAUGAGCGGCGUUUUAGUUUUUUGAAUUUGUGUGUUUUCCAUCAUUGUUCGGUUUGCUUUGGACACUCAGCUAAUAUGAAAGUCAGCAAUGGGAUUACGUUGAUGGUCACAACGAUACUUUGCUUCAUAUCAGAAGUUAUAUCGAAAAUUCCAACUCAAUGCCGUGGUGGCAGUGAUCUCAAAUAUUUAUGGGGGGAUGCCCUCUCAGAUAGUCCAGAUUGUUUAGGACCAAACGAUAUGCAAUACCCCACUGCAGCCAUAGAAAGAUCCCUCAAAACCAACCCUUGGGGUGGAAAUCACCGUACAGGAAGAUCUCAGAAAACGACAAUAGAUCCUUUCGUAACAAGGAAAGCCCUCUUGAGGGCUCAUGAACUCAGCAGCGUAGGUGAAGAAGCACUCAUUUCAAGGAGAGGAAGGGCUUCAUAUCCAUCUUCGUCUAGCUCUUGCGCUGGCACACCUUCUCGGCUCUGCAAGACAAGGUACAACACAACAGCUCCCAUGUAUGGUGUUUCUCUCACUUCAGGACAACCUGUUACGAUCGUACAAAAGUUUCCAGAUCUCCUUCAACAAGUAGUUUUCGAGGUUUGUGAGAGCAACGAAUGCGAUGUGGUUAGGGGUGAAUGCACCCAAACUUACGUCCCUUAUCUAUUUCUGGUGAUACCACUGGGACCGGUCACGCUUACAGGUCAGGACUACGUGUUGGUGGAAAGUGGAUGCGUGUGCAGGCCGAAAUAUGCUACGCAAACAGUUCAAGAUUCCAAUCCCCUGCCUGCCAUUCCAGUUCUAUAAGAAAUGUACAAAGAAUAUUGACUAGAGAGAGAAAUUUUGAUCGUACGAUUAAAGUGAGAUUGUUUUAUUGUGGAAGUAUAUGUAUUUUUAGCUAUAGGAUGCUUCUCAGCUAUUGAAAAUAUCGGAUAAGAUUAAAAGAAAGAUCUUCAAUGGAAAAUUAGUUUUUUCAUUCGAUUAAAAUAUUAUUUAUUUUAGAUAUGUAGUGUAUUAUAUAUUUAUAUUUAUUUUUUAACUGAAUGAGAUGGAAACUUGACUUAUAAUUAGAAAUUGUGAUUCGUUUUGAUUAAAAUUUUUAU